Messenger RNA from Lampris incognitus (smalleye Pacific opah), 1905 nucleotides. RefSeq names its product synaptotagmin XIX (gene syt19). Gene Ontology annotation, cellular component: synapse; axon. NCBI's taxonomy places the organism in Eukaryota, Metazoa, Chordata, Actinopteri, Lampriformes, Lampridae. Gene Ontology annotation, biological process: regulation of dopamine secretion; cellular response to calcium ion; regulation of calcium ion-dependent exocytosis. Gene Ontology annotation, molecular function: SNARE binding; calcium-dependent phospholipid binding; calcium ion binding. The record is from RefSeq and is a predicted model, not a curated record. The coding region runs from base 3 to 1259 and encodes 418 amino acids. The transcript is spliced from 8 exons.
UCAUGUUGAUGCCGAUGGACUUCAUCGUCCCUCAGCAGCUGUCUGCCUCUUCCGGGUUUCUGAGGAUGCCCUUCUCAGACCAAGUCAAGUACAGCAUUCUCAGCAUCUCUGUGGCUUUCGUUCUGCUGGCCCUGGGUAUCCUACUGUGGCAGGUGAUCAGAUGGUGCAGACAGUCACAAAGUAUACAACAUACCGCAAAUACUGGCCGGGUCUCCCGUCACAAUUCCUUGACAUCCGGGAACUACUCGGGAGCUCCAAGUACUAAAGUGGAGGAUGUGGGCGUGGAGGCACGCAGGCUGAGUCGCUGGUUAUCUCUGGGCUCCUUUCCCACUUCAGCAGCCACCCUGGCAGGAAGUGACCUGGAGGAACAGGCUGAACUUAAGACGCAGGUCCAUGGAUGUCUUCAUUUCUCGCUGUACUACGACCAGCUGCAGUCCCAUCUGGUGGUCACAGUGCUGCAGGCUGAAGGACUUAAAGGGAGAAGCCAAAGCAACAGUCUCCAUCCCUUCGUAAGACUGAGGCUGAUGUCUGCAGGAUCAAAAGAGGAGGAAAUGGUGGCGUUUGUGAAUGAGGAGGGUGAAGAAGGUUCGAGCCUCACUCUCUGGUCCGUGCUGCAGGAGUGGCGUACACGCAUCGUGAAGGACAGCAGUAACCCUCUGUUUGGAGACCAGUUCAGCUACUGUCUGCUCCAGGAGGAACUGUCUCGAACCACCCUCAGGAUGGAGGUGAGAGACUUUGAUAAGUUCUCCAGACACAUGGUCCUUGGAGAGGUCAGGGUUCCUCUUCGGCAGCUCAAGCUCACAUAUCCUCUGGAGCUACAAGAAGACCUGCAGACACCUCAGAAGGAUCUGGUGGGGGAAGUACUUCUUUGCCUGAAAUAUCUUCCCACUUCCCAAAGGCUGGAGGUUGGAGUGCUGAAGCUCAGAACAGGGUUAACUGAGACCAGCUCAGCCCUGUGUGCCAAGGUCAGUGUGCAGUGCAACCAGUGCAAGCGACGGCACCAGAAAACCUCUACAAAAGCCCGAUGUCACGUGACUGUCUUCAAUCAGGUCCUUGUGUUCCCCCUGCCUGAGUUCCCUCUUGAAGAGUGUAUCAUAACGGUCUCCGUGUAUGAGAACCGCACCGCGAGAAGGUCGUCCAAGCAUCUGAUCGGCCAGCUGUCCGUGGGGAAGGGGAAGAGUUUUGAGGACCAACACUGGAGCCUGAUGAUGCGCUCAGUCCGCCAGCCUAUUGCGAAGUGGCAUGGGCUGUUUACCUGAGGGACACCUCAGACUAGAACAGAAUCUAUCUCGUUCAUAGCCAUGUAUUAAUCAUCACGAAAAGGUUUCUUUUAGUUGUGCAUUACAGGAGGUUGACUAAAGUGAUGUUACCAGGCGGUGAUAACCGGCUUGACUUGAACUCUCAGUGAUGAACGUGAGAGAGAAACAAUACUAACAAUUAGCUGAUUAAGUAGACACCUAUAUGCAUCAACAGGCGGACAGACCAAAAUGUUGAUUAUUAUUUGGUCCGUCAUCUGGCAUUGAGCAUUUUAUAUUGAUCUGACUAGGAGAUAUUUCCAAAGAUAUUGCCAGUAAGUUGAGUACAGUGAUAUAGGUGAAGGAGACUUCAGUCUGUUGACUGCCUCAAGGCAGUGGUGUGGAUGUUGGCAGGACGUCUCCCACACUGAGGGAAAUUAUUCUGAGAUUAUGGAACCCAAACUUCACAAAUGAGGGUAAUUCACCUUUACCCUAACUCGCCUAAGUCACCCCCCCACACACACACACAAUUGGACUUUGAAGACGAACAAUAUUGUUGUCCAAAAUCAUGUACAUUUAAUUUGCAAUGUCUGAGUUUUGUGUAGCAUACAGUUUGAUGUAUUACAUAACCUGCUGCAUUAUCAUAAUGGUAUGACUCGUAAUAUUAAAA